AGGUUUAUUCAGCAGAUGAUGCCGUUGCGCGCUUCAUGCAGUCGGAGUCCCGUCUCUGCGUCUCUCUGGAGUGCAUGCACCGGAAGUUUCAGCUGCGUAUUUGUGCAAAGUUUGAACAAACAAACAAACAUGUUUUUAAAAGCAAAACAUAAGCACCAAAUAGAAGGAUAGGAGAAGUUACUGUGAAGACACUGUUUGCUGUAUAAGAAUAACCUCUAUGUGCCUUCACCUCCAAGUGGAUCCCAAGGAGUGUCUGGCUUUUCAUGGAACAUUGCUUGGAUGUGUCAACAGUCAGGAGGUAACAGCCAUGGAUGUUGCUUCCAUCCCUCCACCUCUGAUUCCCCCUCCACCUCCUCCUCCUCCUCCUCCACCUCCACCUCCACCACCUCCUGCUCAGGUCAGCCGGCGUGGCUCUGUGCAAAAGCAGCGGCUUCGCAACCUCAACUGGGAGCGCAUUCCUAAGGAGCGGGUGGAAGGUCGUCAGAGUGUGUGGAGUGGCGCACUGACCGACAGCGAAGACGAUGACUUCCCCAUCGACCUACGCUCCCUGGAUGAGCUGUUUGGUCAGAAGGAGGCACGUAAAACGGAGAAAAGCGACAGUUUGGGAAACAACCUGCACCGCUGCAGGUCCCCACAGAAAACAUGCAGCGAGAAGGUUUCUCUGCUCGACCCAAAGCGCAGCAUGAACGUUGGGAUCUUCCUCCGCCAGUUCAAAACCACACCAACGGAGAUUGUGGAGGACGUGAGGCAGGGGGCCGGGGAGCGUUACGGUGCAGAGAAACUGGCCGAGUUCUGCAAACUCCUGCCUGAUGCCGAGGAGGAAGCGCGGUUGAAAAGGUUUAGCAGUGACCGUAGUUUGCUAAGAGAGCCAGACCUCUUCAUACUCUUACUGAUAGAAGUGCGAAAUGUUCGCCUGCGUCUGGAUGCCAUGAUCCUGCAGCAGGAGUUCGACCCCGCUGUGACCUCUCUGUGUGUGGCGGCCAGAUGUCUGGGGGAGGCAGCUCGAGAGCUGCUGAGUUGCCACAAGCUUCACUCCAUCUUGCGUCUGGUGCUGAAGGCAGGGAACUACAUGAAUGCUGGAGGUUACGCAGGGAACGCGGCCGGUUUUAGGAUCGCCUCGCUGCUCAAAUUGGCCGACACCAAAGCCAACAAACCAGGCGUGGACCUCCUACAUUUUGUCGCCAUGGAGGCUGUGAAGAAAGACGAGGAUCUGCUGACGUUUCCCAGCCAGCUGAGUCAUGUCGGUACAGCAUCAAGGCUGUCGGAGGAGUCCGUGCUGGAGGAUCUGUCCCGCUUACACAGUAGAAUAGAGACGCUGCAAAUCAGUGUGCAGACCGAUUCGGAGAUUGAACAGCAGAUGAGACCGUUCCUCAAGACUGCAAAAGUGAGGCUGAUGGAAGCUGAGGAAGAGGUGGAAAGCUUGCGGAAGACUAGCCAGGCCUUGGUUGAAUUCUUCUGUGAAGAUGAAAGCUCCUUCAAGCUGGAGGAGGCCUGUCGCAUCUUUCACUGCUUCUGCCAUCGCUUCCAAAAAGCUGUGCGGGAGAAUGCUGAGCGUGAGCUGCAGGAGCAGAGGCGUGCAGAGCGGCAGCGGGAGAACCUAGAGAAACGGCGCUCGCUGGCAGUCUGUAGCGGCUCCGAGCUCGACGACCUGGAGCGCACGCUUGAGAGAAACCUGAGCUACACCUGGAGCCGCCGCAGCCUCCGCAGACAACGCUUUACCAGCUUUCACGAGAAGAGCUCGGACGCCAGUUCUUUUCAGAACAAAGCUCUCCAACAGCCCCUCAAAUCGGAGGACAACAGUAGAAAUUCUCCGCUUAGGAGACAUUCGCUGAAGGAAUGUCUUAAUACCACAAGUGAUUUGAAUGGAAUAAAUAUAGAGGAAUGUUUGUUGCAAACAGACGUUGACGGAAAUACGGCAGCUAUGCCACACGCUACUGUUAGAAUACAACGAGAGAGGGAGAUGAACACGUCACCAGUCAUGGGUCUCACCUCUAACAAGGUAAUGAAAGUUGAAACACAGGGUAACAAAGGUUCUGAAAGGCAAACGCAGGUAAAGACGGACACGGUUGCAGAAACAAACUGUAUUAAAGCUAACACCCAGGAAUUGCUAUCUGACCGAGUGGCCAUUCAGGACAAUGCAAAGAUCUCACAGGGAUCCUGUCAUCUAGAAAUCUCACCUCAGCAGGCGCAGGAAGAUGGGCCAAUCAGCCCAGAGAGAGAGCGAAUGUACCCACGGGUAGGUGAGACCUUGGAAUGCCACACUCUAGUGAAGGGUCUGCGCUCCUAUGAAGCUCUUUCACCGACUGGACACCGGGCAGCACCAAGCCACUGCUCGAAAUGGAAAAAAGAACUGGAGGCUGAAGAGAGAGAUGGUGCAAGCUUCCCCCAAUCUAAGGAUGACCUGCGUGCUUCCAAAACACCAAACAAAAGUCCCUCCAAAAGGGGACUGGGAUCACAAUCCGGGCCUUGUAACAGCUCAGGCAUUCCAAAAGCACGUCCCAAGCCAGAGCCAGGUUCGGCCGAGGGACCUGCAACACCUCGCGGAUCACGUUUAACCCCUUUGCGUUCUGUCUCGAUGCGCUCGUCACCAGUCAUUCGGCCCAGAAACAUCCAGGUUGAGUUGAAGCGUAGCAUCAGCGCGAGGGAUAAAACAAGCACCCAGUCUGACGCAUUGGUGAAGCAGAACUGCCAACCUGCUGAAAAACCCAGCCCAGAGAACAAGAAGACACUUCCCAGCAGUCACCAGCAGUUGGUUAGGGGUUCACCCUUGCGCGUUUCAAAGCGGUUUGCGCCCCAUUCGGAAUCCCAGAGCCCAUGUCAGACUCGCACCAUCCAUAGUCCAAGUCCAGCUACUAACACAAAGGCCAUCCGGACUGCAGUCAUCAAUGCAGCCAAAGCCAAAUCGGCCAAGAAUGCAGACACAGCGUCGUCUAAGACAACACCAGGCACAAGGACUGCUGGCCCCAAAAUCCCACGAGCUGCCACUCAGCCCAUGUGGAGAUGAUGUUUGACCUCCUAAUAUUUUCAGUUAGUACUGACUAAUGGACUUCUGGAGAUAUCUUUGCCAUUAAGGUGACUUUAAGCUGAUUGUUUAUGCAGGUAUUUGUACUAAAAUCAAGAGGGAUUGAAUGAACCUGUGUUCUUGGUUGGACUGAAGUGACUCCAAUGCCCCCCCCCCCCCCCCCCCCCCCCAAAUCCAUCAAUUCAGUCCUGUCCCCUAGCUCUGUCUAUCCAAAAUGCCAUUCAAUAAAGGAGCCAUUCAUUCUGUUUGCUCGGUAGGGCCUGAGACCAGGGCAUGGAAAAGGAUCCUUAGGAGGAUAGUCACUCCUCUCAGAGUCUUCCACUGAAUCAGGUGUCCCUAUGUGAUUUGUCCUCACUUUUCAGCAGGGUGACUGUUAAUGAUUGAGAAACAAUCCACAGAGCUGGACGCAGAACUGCCUUCAGCUUUGCUCACUACCUCUGAACACUAUCAUGCUCUGCGGGUUACAGAGUGCCUCUGGAGAGAAAUCAAAAAGGAGUUACAGCUAGUUAUAAGGGCUAUUAUUUUGGACCAGAACAUAUGUGGUGUUCUUAGCUUUGAAUGUCUUAAUGUCUUUGCUUUAGGUUUCAGUGUAUCACGUGGCAUUAAGUGUAAAUGCCGAACAGGUAGAAUGAGACACGGCGCUAUGGUGUAAGGCCCUAAAUCUGAUAAGAAAUAGUUUUGUCUUUUUUUUGUGUGUUUUUUUUUUUUUUUUUUUUAAAUACUAGUCUACCUAAAUAGAUAGAUUCCACAUUCUGCCCAACGGUCCUUAGACCAGGUCAGAGCAACUUUAGUUCAAAUUAGGUACAGAGUCAUUCAUUGUAAGAUGAAUCUUUUGUAGCCUAUGUGAAGGUAUAUGUGGAGGUCUUAAUUCAGUCCCAAAGCUACAUGCGAGAUAAUGCCUUGUAUGAUUUACUCCCUCUGUUGGACAGAGGUGUGUGAAAUGCUAUCUAUUUGGAAUGGGUCGUGCCCUUAUUAUUAUUAUUAUUAUUAUUAUUAUUAUUAUUAUUAUAUAAAUUUUUUUGUAUUAUUUUGACUUCCUCAACCUGAUGCACUUUAAGAGGCCUGAGAGAUUAAUAAUGAAGUUUGCAUUUUCGUGUUGAAGCAUUUGAAAAUAUCUAUUGUAAUAUUUGUAUUUGUAAAUGUAAAAAAUAUUAAAUAAAGUUGAAAAUAACCGUUU
Molecule: messenger RNA, 4199 nt
Organism: Ictalurus punctatus (channel catfish)
Lineage: Eukaryota; Metazoa; Chordata; Actinopteri; Siluriformes; Ictaluridae
Gene: fhdc2
Product: FH2 domain containing 2
Exons: 12
Coding region: 218-3004 (928 amino acids)
Source: RefSeq, a predicted model, not a curated record